Molecule: messenger RNA, 711 nt
Organism: Coprinopsis cinerea okayama7#130
Lineage: Eukaryota; Fungi; Basidiomycota; Agaricomycetes; Agaricales; Psathyrellaceae
Exons: 6
Coding region: 1-711 (236 amino acids)
Cellular component (GO): mitochondrion
Molecular function (GO): GTP binding
Source: RefSeq, a predicted model, not a curated record
AUGAUGGAUUUGCCAUCAUGGAAGACUUUGUUGCACUUAGCUUCGUCUAGGAAGCUUGAGCAAAGAACCAUCGCGGAACGAGUAUUCUCGAACACGGGCGCUGCAGAUUUUUUGGCUGCAGCGGCAUCGCCGAAGUCGUUCCCAAACUUCAAUGGACUCCCUGAAGUAAUUGUGACAGGGAGGGCGAACGCCGGAAAGUCAACGCUCUUGAACGCGGUGUUGGGCCGAAAGGCAUUAUUGCAUACAAGUUCAAAGGCGGGAAGAACUCGAGAGCUCAACUUCUAUCGCGUCGGCGAGGAACCAGGCCACCUUAUCCUAGUCGACGCACCUGGCUAUGGAGCUCGAGGGCGGAUUGAAUGGGGCAGACUAUUCGAUGCCUACCUUGACACCCGCAAAGAAUUGCGUCGCGUCUACAUCCUCUUCAACGCCAAGCACGGUCUAAACGAAUUCGACCGCCAAAUGCUCCAGCACCUCUCCCAGAAGCUCAUAUCCACAGACGGCACCCAGCCAUGGACCCUCCAGUCCGUCAUCACCAAGGCUGACCUCGUGCCAACCUCGCAGUUGUCCAAUACCAUCUCUCGAAUGCGGAAGGAGAUUUUCGAGGCCUCACCAUUAUGUCUCCCUCCCCUUAUCACAAGUUGCGAGAUGAACCCACCGUUCGGUAUCGAGAAAGUCAGGGAGAACAUCGCCCAAGCAUGUCAGUUAGUGUAA